Malania oleifera is the source of this 1998-nucleotide messenger RNA. Its product is annotated as phosphoribosylamine--glycine ligase. Gene Ontology annotation, molecular function: phosphoribosylamine-glycine ligase activity; metal ion binding; ATP binding. The coding region runs from base 285 to 1847 and encodes 520 amino acids. Gene Ontology annotation, biological process: purine nucleobase biosynthetic process. The transcript is spliced from 5 exons. NCBI's taxonomy places the organism in Eukaryota, Viridiplantae, Streptophyta, Magnoliopsida, Santalales, Ximeniaceae. The record is from RefSeq and is a predicted model, not a curated record.
GAAGAUAAUAAAUAUAAAAACCCUAAAAACACGCCUCUUCCAAGUUCCACCCCCUGCCCAACAUUCUCCCGCGUCUCACACUCAUCUGGUCGCUGGAAAGUUGCCAUUGUCGUUGCUCUGUCUGUGUAUGUGCUCUCUCGCCCUCUCGACAUUCGACCACGAUCUUGGCUUCUUCGAAGGGUCGAAGCCUCUUCUCUGCAGAAGGGUCGAAGCCUCUUGCCUCUCGAAGGUUUGAAGGCCCUUCUUUCUCGACGUCGAUAUAGUGCUGUUUUGCCGGAGCACAAAUGUCUUGCACAUUCUUCACCACUGGAGUUUCUCCAAAACUUCUCAACAACCAUCAUCAUCAUCAGUAUCAUCAUCAUAUGCAUCAGUUUCAAGUAUUCAAGCCAUUUGUAGGAGGCAAUAGUCACUGCCUUGUGACACCUCAAUGGCGUGGCAAAUUUGGUAAUUUUGUUUCAUCUCGGUCAUUUGCUGUUGAUAUCAACUGUAAUUUGAAGAAGCUAGAGCGACUCAAUGACAAAGGUUCUGAGAGGGUGAUUGCGCUGGUCAUUGGGGGAGGAGGAAGGGAACAUGCACUUUGCUAUGCUUUGCAGAGAUCUCCUUCCUGUGAUGCGGUCUUCUGUGCGCCUGGUAAUGCUGGAAUUUCCAACUCAGGAAAUGCCACUUGCAUUUCAAGCCUCGACAUCUUUGACAGCUCAGCUGUGAUCUCCUUCUGCCGCACAUGGGGAGUGGGAUUGGUUGUUAUUGGACCAGAGGCUCCUCUUGUUUCAGGUCUUGCAAAUGAUCUUGUUGAGGCUGGAAUCCCUACUUUUGGCCCCUCGGCAGAGGCAGCUGCUUUGGAAGGAUCCAAGAACUUCAUGAAGAAUUUAAGUGACAAAUAUGGAAUUCCCACUGCUAAGUAUCAAACUUUUACGGACUCAGCUGCGGCGAAGAAAUAUAUUCAACAGCAAGGGGCACCUAUUGUUAUCAAGGCAGAUGGAUUGGCUGCUGGAAAAGGAGUUAUUGUUGCUAUGAAAUUGGAGGAGGCUUAUGAUGCUGUUGAUUCAAUGCUUGUGGAGGGUGUUUUUGGUUCUGCAGGCUGUCGUGUUAUUGUUGAGGAAUUUCUCGAAGGAGAAGAAGCAUCCUUUUUUGCCUUGGUAGAUGGAGAGAAUGCAAUUCCUCUAGAAUCUGCUCAGGACCAUAAACGAGUAGGGGAUGGUGAUACAGGGCCCAACACUGGUGGAAUGGGGGCAUAUUCUCCUGCGCCCAUAUUAACAGAAGAACUUCAGUCCUUGAUCAUGAAAUCUAUAAUCCUUCCUACCGUGAAAGGCAUGUCUGCAGAAGGCUGUAAGUUUGUUGGGGUUUUGUAUGCUGGUCUCAUGAUUGAGAAGAAGUCUGGUUUGCCUAAGCUAAUUGAGUACAACGUUCGAUUUGGAGAUCCAGAGUGCCAGGUUUUGAUGGUUCGGUUAGAAUCCGAUCUGGCACAAGUUCUUCUUGCAGCUUGCAGGGGAGAGCUAAGCAACGUAUCCCUGAGUUGGUCCACUGGUUCUGCCAUGGUUGUAGUAAUGGCAAGUAAUGGCUACCCUGGACCCUAUGAGAAGGGAACCCUAAUUCGUAACCUUGAAGAAGCAGAGCAUGUUGCUCCAUGUGUUAAGAUAUUUCAUGCUGGAACUGAACUUGAUCCAGAUGGCAACUUCAUCGCUGCUGGGGGUCGUGUUCUUGGGGUUACUGCUAAGGGACGUGAUCUUGAAGAAGCAAGUGAGAGAGCUUAUCGAGCUGUGGAUGAAAUCAACUGGCCAGGAGGGUUUUAUCGGUGUGAUAUUGGUUGGAGAGCACUACCCAAGAGGCAAUUUGCCAGACAAGUCUAAACUGGUUGUUGUACUUCAGAAAUUUUGGGCAUGAGUUAAUGUUACCUAAUGAGUAUACUAAUGCCUUGUGUGAACCUGUGAAAUAAAAUGGUGAAAUAAAAUGUUGACAUCACCAAUGAAAGGAAAAAGUGAAUUUUCUUUUGGUGCAGAA